AUGGGCCGUCUUAUUAAGAACCACUGGGCACGGCUCAUCGUCAUGAGUGCAGCGGCCUACCAGAUUGCUGCCGCAAUUGAGUGCUUCUUCUGGCCAAAGAUCCUCUGGGACUUUCUCACCAGAGCACUUGACCCGGCCAUCAAGCCCUUUCCCACUCUGCAGAUAAUAAACGUGCUCAUGGGCUUAGCCGUAUUAGCUUGGGAGUGGCCGCUGGGCGCCAUAGCUGGUAGCGUCAUGCACCGCAGCAUCGAUUUGCGUCUGGCCUUGCUCCCAUUGACAGCCCUUCUUGCUGUGCUGUUGUACCAGGGCACAAAUGCGGCUCUAUACUACCUCAUCGGCAUGGGAGUAUACUUCUGGGCCUUCAGCGAAGGAGAGAUGAUCUGUGCCAAACCCUGGACAUUGCCACAGCGGGGGACCUCUGGUGCGAGCCGUGUGUAA
Grosmannia clavigera kw1407 is the source of this 438-nucleotide messenger RNA. RefSeq names its product pro41 protein. Bases 1 to 438 code for a protein of 145 amino acids. The record is from RefSeq and is a predicted model, not a curated record. NCBI's taxonomy places the organism in Eukaryota, Fungi, Ascomycota, Sordariomycetes, Ophiostomatales, Ophiostomataceae. The transcript has 3 exons.